This is a messenger RNA of Synchytrium microbalum, 3255 nucleotides long. RefSeq lists its product as uncharacterized. Gene Ontology annotation, biological process: rRNA processing. The transcript has 8 exons. Lineage: Eukaryota; Fungi; Chytridiomycota; Chytridiomycetes; Synchytriales; Synchytriaceae. The record is from RefSeq and is a predicted model, not a curated record. The coding region runs from base 1 to 3255 and encodes 1084 amino acids. Gene Ontology annotation, cellular component: small-subunit processome; nucleolus.
AUGCUUGGACGAAAACCAACAAAGCAAAAGAAGGCACACUACACCCCAUCUACUACCAGAAAGGACGACAUAUACGAGGCCGACGACAAUGCAAAGGACGAGACCAAGAUAAUUGGAUCGGCAUCAAACGGUAGACUCGAUGAUGUAGAGACAUACGAGUUAGACGAUGACGCCGUCAUUGCUGACGAGGACGAUGAAGAGAUUGAUGAAUCGGAUGCGUUUGAUGAGGACGAUGAGGUUAAAUAUGGUGAAUUCUUUACGGCAAAGACCAGUAGUGACAAGACGAAGAAGACUGCUACCACUACCCGCACUACUUAUGCUAAUGGUAAAACAUCAUCCGCAGGCUAUAAGCCAUUAGAUCUGAAUGAAGAUUCAGAUGCUGAUGAGCCGGAAGACGACCAAGACGACGAAGAAGAGUAUAGUGAUGGUAGUGACAUGAUGGACUUGUCUGAGCUACUCAAUGACAAGCCUACUAUAAAUAAAAGGAAUUCUACCACCAGUAAUCCCAUACAAGAACUGUUACUACCUGAAGAUGAUGAUGCUAGUGAUAUAGAAGACGACGAUGAAGAUAUAAGUGCUAUGAGUGACGACGACGAAGAGGAAGAAGCCAGUGCUGACGAAGACGCCAAUAUCAACAUGAUGGACUUGGUAUCUUCUUUAACUCCCGCCAAAUGUCAACUCGUCGACCAAGAUGCCACGUCAACACGUAAACGUCGUCAUCGGACAGCCGUAAUCACUGAAACAUUCCCUGAAUCCGAAUUCAAUCUUCGUAACAAGAAGUCAUCCGAUAGAAAUAAUUCUAAUAGCAAUAGUAAUGGAAUCGAAUUAGCAGACCUCCUAGCCCCCUUAAAAGACACCACAGAAUUCUCUGCCCUAAAAAAAAGUAUAUCAUCAUUCGAAUCAGACUCUAAAUACUCUCAGCCAUUUGCUGCCCCGCUCCCGAAACGAUUGCAGGAUAAACAGACUAGACAGGCUGCUUAUGGUGCAGCCAAGAAGGAAGUAUCGAAAUGGUCUUCGACUGUGCUUGCAAACCAGCUAGCUGAUACAUUAUCGUUCCCGCUGAAUGAAAGCUCGUCGGCGGUGCUGACUAGUAAUGCGUUGUCUGCUAAAUUCGAGCCCGGAAAUGAGUUUGAGAAGGAAGUGUUUGGGAUAUUAGAGGCCUCGGAUAUGACUGAGAGGAAGAUGGGAGAGUUUGAAGAGUUGGCUAUGCAGAAGGUUUCUAUGGAUGAGGUCAUAAAACGCAGAGAAGAACUCUCAAAAAUGCGCUCCCUCCUCUUCUUUCACGAACAAAAACAAAAAAAAAUUGCUAAAAUCAAAUCAAAGACAUAUCGUAAAAUACGUAAAAAGGAGUCUCUCGCGCGUAGUGCUGCUGCCCAAGAAUCAUUAUCAGUACAAGAUUUAAUGAAACUAGAUCCUGAACUGGCUCGUCAAAAGGUCGCAGAGCAGGAAUUAGCUAGGAUACAGGAGAGGAUGUCGCUGAGACACAAGAACUCGGGUAAAUGGGCCAAGAGUAUGAUUGGAAGGAGAGAUGCUGAUCCAGAGACUCGUCAAGCACUAAUGGACCAGCUGCAACAACACGACGCUCUAAAGCGUAAAAUGUCUGGUCUCGAUUCCGACGAAUCCUCUUCCGACGACGAAGACGAUAUCGAAGCCAACAAGAUACUCGACGAUGAAUCCCACGAUACAUCCCUCCGCAAAUCAGCAAUCACAUCCCUCAACCACCUCUCCCAAGAAAUCAAUAACGAAGCACCAAAAAAAGGUGUCUAUGGAAUGAAAUUUAUGCAAAAGGCGUUUGCGAAACAGCAGGAAGAGGCUGUAAGGGAUGUACAAGAUGCUGUUGAAGAGAUGGAGCUCGAGGAGGAAGUUAGGAGGGCUGAAGUUGAGGGGCGGGAUGUUGAUGAGUUGCUAUUAAAGAGGAAGAGUAGUAGAGAGAAGAAGGAUGAGGAGAGUAAGAAGAGUAGUAGUGGGAGAGUCAUAUAUGGGGCUGAUUUGCCAGGUCGUGGGAAGAAAAGACUUGAUGAGAGGAUUGAGGAGGAUAGCAGUGAUAGUGAUGAUGAGGAUGGACAUGGCAAACCUGGGAUGAAGCUAGGACGAGGUGGCUUGGCACUCAAGGCAUCAAUGUCAUCUGGAUUUUCAUCACGAGUAUCAGGAUCCAUAUCCAUUCCCAUGCCACAAAGGCUAAACUCAAAUGUCGAACAAGUUCCUGCUUUGAAACCUAUCUUUCAAGUUGAAGCUUUCACAGAUGAUGCUCCUGUACAGUCCAUACCACCACCACCAACUAAAUCCCGCUCUGCAUCUCCUCCUCAAGCCAAACAACCAGACCUUGACGAUCUCAUAACAAUAGACAAACUCCCAUCUGUCGUAUCGCACAAAAUCCAACACCAGCCUACAUUCACAGAAAAACAACCACAACAAAAUCCAUGGCUCGCAUCAUCGUCAACAGUACCACUCCAGAAAUCACUUAAAAUAUCACAUACGCCACAAUCUAAAACCGAUAAGGCAUUGACUAAAUUAUCUGUUGCUCGUAAAGACAUUAAGAGUAAAGGUGGAGCCAAGGAAGACGACAAUGAAGUGAGGAUUGAUAUGACUGGUGUGAAUGCUAUGCAACUUAGUAUGGCUGGCGGUGAUAGGAAGAGGAAGGAUGAGCCUGUUGUUGAUGGAUUGGAGAACAAACAAAAGAAGCUGAAAAAAGAUGAAGCUGCCGAUUUGCAAGAAGAUGAUGCAGUUGAAUUGGAAGACUCAAUGAUUCACGUUUCAGAUGUGAAUGAAUUGACUAGAAAGGAUAUUAUGCAGAUGGCUUUUGCUGAUGAUCAUGUUGUUGAGGAAUUCGAAGAAGAAAAGAGACUAGCGCAAGAUGAAGAUGCUCCUAAAGAAGUUGAUUUGACUCUUCCUGGAUGGGGCUCAUGGGGGGGCACAGGCCUCGCACCUCCGACAAAGAAAGUCAUCGCCAAACCCAAACCACACGAAGGAGUUGAAAUCAACAAGCGCAAGGACGCUAAAUUGCAACAUGUUAUUAUUAAUGAGAGACGAGUCAAGAAGGCAGCGAAAUUCAUGCUCCCGCAACUCCCCUACAACUUUGACAAUGCACAGCAGUACGAGCAUACCCUACGGAUGCCUAUUGGUGGUGAAUGGAAUGCACCAUCUGUGCAUUUGAGUAAUAUACAGCCUCGUAUUACGACCAAGCUUGGUGCUGUUAUCAAGCCGCCCAAGCUGCCCAAGAGGAAGGGUGGGGGUGUGAGGAAGGCUGUUGCUUGA